AUGGCUUUUUUUGAGUUGCUCGUCUCUCUAGAUUAUGAAACUGGGUGCAGAUUUCAACGACAACGCCCCCUUUCUCUUUCCGGUUCAACUGUUGGGCAGUUCGGCGCUACUGAUUCAGAAAUCGACAUUCGGCCAUCGCAACGCUUACCUACCACCCGUGGUCGAGUUGUGUCAGGUGAUCCGAGAGUGGAGCUUAUCACUUCAGCGCGUCAGUUGCGAGCCGCCCCCACUCCUCCUACCGCCCGGAUCCGCUCACCUUCUUCUGCCGCAUCUAAGUUUGAGUCUACAAUAUAA
Lactuca saligna is the source of this 294-nucleotide messenger RNA. Lineage: Eukaryota; Viridiplantae; Streptophyta; Magnoliopsida; Asterales; Asteraceae. The record is from the annotation of a GenBank genome assembly.